AUGGCCGUCGACUACGACUACGACGAGACGGGCAAUCUGUGGCCGUUCUUCGUCUUCACGCUCGCCGUCAUCAUUACGCUGCCGCUGACCUACGUCCUGCUCAAGGGCCUCGGCAACCCGGCCGCCGUCUUCCCCCGUGUCCAGUCCACGUUCCGCCACAACCACGCUGACCUCGUCGAUGCCGAGCGCGCCAAGUACCGUCGCCAGCAGCGGCGGUUGGGCCUCAUUCUGGCCGUCACCGUCGGCUGGGCCACCAUCGGCUACAUGCUGUACCUGAUCCAGUUCGCCGAGGCUGCCAAGAUCGAGCGCGUCUGGAACCCCUACGAUAUCCUGGGCAUUGCAGAUUCUGCCACAGAAAAAGCCAUCAAGAGCGCGUACAAGCAGCUGUCGCGCAAGUUCCACCCCGACAAGAUCAAGCCCGAUGUUUCCAAGAACGAGACCGUGGAGAUGCUCAACGAGCGCUACGUCGACAUCUCCAAGGCCUACCAGGCACUGACCGACGAGGAGAUCCGCAACAACUACCUGCUCUACGGCCACCCCGACGGCAAGCAGGGCACAAGCAUCAGCAUCGGCCUGCCCAAGCUGAUCAUCACCGACGGCAACGGCAAGUACGUUGUUCUGCUGUACUUCUUGCUGUUUGGCGUGCUGCUGCCCUACGUUGUGGGCUCGUGGUGGUACGGCACCCAGAGCAAGUCCAAGGAGGGCGUGCUGAUGGAGAGCGCCAACCGUCUCUUCCACGAGUACAAGGAGGACAUUGACGAGGCAGGCCUCGUGUCGGCCCUGUCCACUGGCAAGGAGUUUGACGCCAUCCUGCCCGGCGACAAGGCCGACUCGGGCUUGGCCACGGUGGAGGCACGCAUCACCGCCCCUGUUGCGGCUGCUUCCUCUGCCGACGGCGACGCUGCCGCCACGACUACCUCCUCUGCCCUGACCAUUGCGGGCCUGUCCACGGCCGACCGCGAGAAGCUCGACAACCUCGAUAACGGCGUCCGGCGCAAGGUGUUGGCUCUUCUGUGGGCCUACCUGGGCCGUGUCGACCUCGGCGACGCGACCCUGGAGAAGCACAAGUUCGAAGUCGCCCCGAUUGCCAACACCCUCACCCGUUCCUUUACUGCGAUUGCGCUGGCGUACGGCAACACCGCGCCCGUCAUCGCGUCCUUCAAGGCCGCCCAGCUUGUCAUUCAGGCCCUGGCGCCCAAGUCCUCGCCGCUCCAGCAGCUGCCGCACGUCACGCCGGCCAUCGCCAAGGCCAUUGAGGGUGACUCCACCGUCACCAUGCCCAUCCAGCGCCUCAUGGACCUGCCCGACGCCAAGCGGAGGAAGAUUGCCGUUGGCAGCGGCCGCUUGACCGCCGAGCAGUACGAGGAGGCCGUCUCGGUCGCCAAGCAGCUGCCGCAGCUCCGUGUCACCAAGGCCUUCUUCAAAGUGCCCGGCGAGAAGCACAUUAUCCCCUCGUCGCUGGUCAGCCUGGUUGUCAAGGGCCGUUUCAUCCCGCCCGGCUUCGCCGAGUCGGCACCCGAGGUCGAGCCGCUCGAUCUGUUUGACACAGACCCAGCCGAAGACGACAUGGACGCGCUGCUGGGCCGGAAACCCAAGACCAUUGUCGGCCGCAACCCGGACGGCACCGCCAUCACCUCGGAUGCCGGGAACGGCAAGCCCAACCUGCCCCCGCUGGCGUACGCGCCGUACUUUGGUCGCGACUACUCGCCGCGCUGGCACGUGUUCUUGACCGACUCCAAGCAAGGCAAGAUGGUUGUGCCUCCCUUUACGUUUACGGCAUUUGACCGCCCGUUGUUUCAGGAGGACGGCAAGACACCGACAUUCCACAUGCAGACGCUCAAGGCGCAGUUCAUGGCGCCACCCCAGGCCGGCCAGUACACGUUUGUGAUGCACGUCAUGUGCGACAGCUACAUCGGCUUUGACACGAAGACGGAGGUGACGCUGGUCGUCAAGGACGCGAGCGAGGCGGCCGAGAUGGCCGACGAGGAUGAGAUUAGCGAGCCGGAGGAAGACUCCAUUGCCGGCAUCAUGAACGCUGCCAAGGGCGCACCAGUAAAGAAGGCCAAGUACGAGUCGGACGACGACGACGACGAGAGCGGCACAGAAGAGGAGGCCGACGACACAAGCGACACGAACACGGACACGGACGAGGAAGAUUAG
Molecule: messenger RNA, 2160 nt
Organism: Sporothrix schenckii 1099-18
Lineage: Eukaryota; Fungi; Ascomycota; Sordariomycetes; Ophiostomatales; Ophiostomataceae
Product: translocation protein SEC63
Exons: 3
Coding region: 1-2160 (719 amino acids)
Biological process (GO): SRP-dependent cotranslational protein targeting to membrane; post-translational protein targeting to endoplasmic reticulum membrane
Cellular component (GO): Sec62/Sec63 complex
Molecular function (GO): transmembrane protein transporter activity; RNA binding
Source: RefSeq, a predicted model, not a curated record